Molecule: messenger RNA, 1962 nt
Organism: Dendronephthya gigantea
Lineage: Eukaryota; Metazoa; Cnidaria; Anthozoa; Malacalcyonacea; Nephtheidae
Product: E3 ubiquitin-protein ligase MARCH9-like
Exons: 3
Coding region: 287-1138 (283 amino acids)
Biological process (GO): protein ubiquitination
Molecular function (GO): ubiquitin-protein transferase activity; zinc ion binding
Source: RefSeq, a predicted model, not a curated record
CAUUUAAACACUCUUUAGAUAGUUCUCCGCGGUGCAUGAAACAUUUUCUCAAAUUCUUGGAUAUAUUUUUCACGUGAAACGCACGACCUGGUGGGUGUGAUAUUUCACGUGAACAAUAUUGCGACAAAUAUAUAGAAUCGAAUGUCAACAUGAUAUCAGUUCUUCUUCAGUCAGCGUCUAGCAAUGGUUUUGCUGUAUUGUUUGAAUAAAUACUGCACGUAUCGGAUUUCAAAAGUGCAAGCGGAUCUUCUUCUUGUAAAUUUGCCACUGAUACUGGACUAAUUGUAUGAGCGUGCAUCAUCUUUUGACACACGGGAUUGCAAGUCAAAAUAUGCAGGAGAACGGCAUAUCGGCCAAUAACACUACUAACAAGUGUUUGGAUGUAUGCCAUGCAGGUGUGAUUAGUGCGUCAUCAUCCGUAUUGUCUCUUCCAAAUGAAAUAUUAUGCCGCAUUUGCCAUGGACAUGAAAAAACGGAAGAGUUAUUUUCAUACUGUAACUGCAAAGGUUCGGUUGGUUUAUCGCACAAAUCGUGUUUGCUUCACUGGAUAAAGAUGUCUGGAUCGGUAACCUGCGAAUUAUGUAAGCAGAGAUACGUCACAAUUGGUCGAGUAAACAGACGAUUUUGGCAGUGGAAGUUGCCGCGUAUUGGAACAAAAGGCUGGUUUAAGCUUGUAUUUUUUGCUGGAUUUCUUUCCAUGUUGGUGGCAUUUACCACGUGGAUAAUCUGGUCACGAACAAGCUCUUCGUUGGCAGCCAAACGAGAGCGAAACAAAAAACAAGUUGAAUACAGCUACUUUGUUUACGGCAUGCUCGUGCUUAUUGCAAUUAUUGGCAUGUACGCUUUAAAUGGUCGACCUUUUUUGCGGUUCUUGGGCAAAUGUUUGGUCAUCAACCAAAGUAUAAUAGUGAUACCGAAUGGAGAACUUUGCGACGAGAAAGCUUCGGACACAAUAACAAUAUCAAUGGACGAACUUGACAAAGUAAAAACGGUCCAUUCGAGAACAAAUUGUUCGAGUAAGCAUGAAGUACCGUCGUUAAAAGAGACGUACGUUCAAGUCCACAUGGUUGACCCCAUGAAAUACGGUGUACGGGGAUAUGCGAAGCUUGCACCUGGAGACGACCCGGUCAUGGUAUAACAUAACUUACAGUAACCACCCAGCUGAAAGUAGAUGUGGAUUAUGUUACCUACAAGCACUGUAUUCUGUAAAACAGUACCACUGAUUUAAAAUUGGUUUCCUCAGAUUUAUUCAUUGGACCAAUUUUUUAUUGAUUCUUUGGUUGUUUUUACCAAAGACAAUCGAUUAAAAGGAGAUGAAUCUGAGACAACCAAUUUCAAAUUAGUUGUUAUAUAAAAAUCUCAGUUUUCACUGAAAGCUUGCAUUACAGCUCUAAUUUGCACUCGAUUUUGUCACUUUGACUCAACAAUAUUAUUCGGUCUAUUGCGUUGUUAUUAUGGUAGUUUGAAUUUCGAAUUAAGCUGUUGAAUUAUUCUGUCUUUUAUCCCCUGGAACCACCAUGCACAGGAAACGUUACGUUGCACGCGAUAACUUACGGAAUGCGAUAAUUAAGAAUGCAAUUAUCAUCAAUUUAGUAAAUAACUUUUAUAAUGUUGAAAAUAAUUAUGAUAAAUUUAGGUAAUUCGACAUGCUGCAGGGCAAGGUAUGACAAUAUUCCCGCAUUACGAGAUUUGGUUAUAAACCUAUUUUUGUCUCGUUAGAGUGUGUUAUUGUGUCUCUUGCCCAGACAGAAGCAUAGAUAAUUGAUUAAAUAUUUCAUUUUGUAAGAACUCGUGACGUUCUUUCAAAUAUGGCGAAAAUAGAAUUUUAUAGCUAUUGAUUUUUAUCCCUUUACAUAGUACGCAAACAAUUAAUAUACGGUAUUUUAUAGAAUUUGUAUAAUAGGCUAAUUAUUGGCAUGUUCGUUCAGAAAUGCAAUAAAUUAUUUUGCCUGGUUGACAAUA